AAUAACAGAAAUCUUAGUUUCUUAGCCAUGGAGGAGUGCAAGGGGUCGGCAUCGGCCUCGUCGCCGUUGCCGUCGGGCUCUCGGUGGAACCCGACCAAGGAGCAGAUCGCGAUACUUGAAGGGCUCUACCGGCAGGGGAUCCGGACGCCGAGCGCGGAGCAGAUCCAGCAGAUAACUGGCAAGCUUAGGGAGUAUGGGAGCAUCGAAGGGAAGAACGUGUUCUACUGGUUCCAAAACCACAAGGCUCGCCAAAGGCAGAAGCAGAAGCAGGAGUGCUUCGCCUACUAUAGCAGACUCUUCCACCAGGCUCCGCCGACACCACUCCUCUCACCACCUCCUCCACCAACUUGCACCAAUGUUGUUCGCAGACCAUAUUACUUUCAGGUGCCUCAGGUUGGUGGUGUUGGCUUCUAUGGACCCCAGUUCCCUAACAUGUUCUUACCCGGAGCUUUGCACAUCAAUCCAAGACCAGAGCAUCAAGUGAGCCGGGAGAGAAUCCCAGAGCCAUACAGCAACGCUCCUCAUCCAGCCUACUACUACGAUCAUCAUGCCACUGGAAUGGGCCACAGCACUGCUGAUCUUGCCACCAUGAACGACCCCAUCUCCCAUGAGACGCUGCAGCUGUUUCCGUUGCACCCCACUGGGAUCUUGGAGGAGAGGUCCGGCAGCACUCUAAUCUCAGCCUCAGCAAAGUCGGAGAUCUUGGACGAUAUUGUAAAAGACGAGGUGGGUGGUGAGAACCAACCACCCUUCAAUUUCUUUCGUGCUCCUAAGAAACCAUGCUAAGGAAACCAGUACUGUAUGGGUUUUCCUCGUUUUGCUACUCUUUUAUGUGAUCGUGAUGUUUGUAGGCCAUGGUGAAUAAAAGGAUGUGUAGGGAAACAAGGGAGGGUUAGUUUUAUA
This is a messenger RNA of Elaeis guineensis (African oil palm), 903 nucleotides long. RefSeq names its product WUSCHEL-related homeobox 2-like. Gene Ontology annotation, biological process: plant organ development. Lineage: Eukaryota; Viridiplantae; Streptophyta; Magnoliopsida; Arecales; Arecaceae. The record is from RefSeq and is a predicted model, not a curated record. Gene Ontology annotation, molecular function: DNA binding; DNA-binding transcription factor activity.